Molecule: messenger RNA, 1776 nt
Organism: Glarea lozoyensis ATCC 20868
Lineage: Eukaryota; Fungi; Ascomycota; Leotiomycetes; Helotiales; Helotiaceae
Product: CBD9-like protein
Exons: 8
Coding region: 1-1776 (591 amino acids)
Source: RefSeq, a predicted model, not a curated record
AUGGAUGUGAGAAUCUUCAAAAAUGAGACGACUUCAGGCGAUGAUUACUAUUUUACAUUAGCAACUGCGUUCGGCGAACAGAAAGGAUGGUUGGCAAUUGGUUCGGGCACACAUAUGGAGGACGCCCUGAUGUUCGUGAUUUAUCCAACAAUCGAGAAUGAGGGAUUGUUUUUAACCACACGAACUACCAUCAAGCACUAUCCUCCUCACAUAUUGCAAUAUGCCACCCCAAUCGUCGAGGUGCAAGAAACAAAAGUCGAGAAUUUAACGAAUAUCAUGAAAUGGACGUGUUACGGGUGCAAUAUGUGGUCAGGUUCAAAGUUCGACUCCUCUGCCGAAUCGCAACCAUUCAUAUUUGCCAGAAACUAUGAGCAAAUAGCAACAUCACGGAACUCGCCAAAAGUCCUUCAGCAACACGACGUCUAUGGUGUGUUGUUCUUCGAUCUCUUGCACGCGAAUGGCGACUUGAAAGAGCAGCCUGCUUCACCCUCAAUUGAUCUGACUAGCCUAGAUGUUGAGAUCGCAGAUAUUAGCGAUAGCACACAUAAAAUGACUGCGCAUCAAGCUCAUGGUAUCAUCAUGUGUCUUGCUUUUGGCGCUAUUCUACCAUUUGGGGUCCUCGCUAUAAGAUGGAAACCAUUGGCGUCAUUUACAAAGCAUUGGGUGAUUCAGCUGCUAUUUACAGUUACUGAAUUUCUCGGUGCUUUCAUCGGGUGGAGGAAGUCCAUAGCUAAUGGUGGAAUAAGAAAUCUAAAUGAUCCCCAUAAAAUAUUCGGGAUGGUAAUUACCGCUGUUUUGUCAUUUCAAAUAUUCUUGGGAUAUCUGCAUCAUCGACAAUAUCUCGCCAAAAUGCGGGAAACGUAUAGUCUGGCACCUUUGAAGCUCGGAAAAUACCAUAAAUACUUCGGCCGAUGUGUUUUCGUAGGUGGUGCGAUCAAUGUAUGCAUUGGAUUUAGAAAGGGACACCACACUCCAAGUUAUUAUUGCGACGAGAAGAAGAAGUCGAAAUACACAGUGCUGGUGACCGGAAUGGGUGCAUUCCCCAAAGACCCAGGAAACGAAGCAGGAGGCCACUACUCCGAAGACAACAAUGCAUCUCACUUGAUCACCAAACUUCUGCCUUCAAAACUCGCGCCAUUCUCCGAGUAUAACAGCACAGCCCUAGAAAUCGAAAUCUUGAAUCCCACUUCUGGUCCUGGCUGUGCAGUUAAAUCUGAAUACGGAUAUGUUCGCAAAUACUGUAAGGAACUCUGGGAGAGUUAUGGUAAUAAAAUUGAUUUCAUCAUUCAUCUCGGUAUGGCGGAUGGCUGGGAAUGGUAUACUUUGGAGAGAAGUGCGUGGAAGGAGGGAACGGUGAAGAGUGUUGACGAGGGAAAUGGGAGGAUGAGUGAGCCGUUGGAGUAUUAUAUGCCACCUGAUGAUGUCGGUGAGACAUCUAAAGAUCUUUCUGGGCCUUGUCCUUGGGGUGAGACGGUGCCAAAUCAAUUGUGGGCGGUCUCAGGAAUUGAUGUUGAUAGGAUUGCCCAACAGACCGAGCAAGCUCUUAAUUUGAAGAGCGAGCGGGAGGGGAAUGGAAAGAUUGAGGUCCGGCCUCAUCCGGAUGCUGGAAAUUACAUUUGCGGCUUUAUUUCUUACGAAAGUUUCGCGCAAGCUUUCGUCAAUAGAUACUCAGCUAAAGCAAUUUUUUGCCAUGUUCCUGGGUGGCAGGACGAGGAGAGACUCGAAACAGGGAGGGAUUUUGUGUGUCAUUUGAUCGGUCAGUUGGCUACGCAGUAG